Arabidopsis thaliana (thale cress) is the source of this 4330-nucleotide messenger RNA. It is a transcript of the gene HEN2, whose product is annotated as RNA helicase, ATP-dependent, SK12/DOB1 protein. Gene Ontology annotation, cellular component: nucleoplasm. The coding region runs from base 232 to 3219 and encodes 995 amino acids. Gene Ontology annotation, molecular function: ATP hydrolysis activity; RNA binding; nucleic acid binding. The transcript is spliced from 16 exons. NCBI's taxonomy places the organism in Eukaryota, Viridiplantae, Streptophyta, Magnoliopsida, Brassicales, Brassicaceae. The record is from RefSeq and is marked reviewed. Gene Ontology annotation, biological process: RNA catabolic process; RNA processing.
UAGAUAUAAACCCUAAGAACUCAGUAAUUAAAGCCCAAAACGACAAAACCCCGUUUUCUUCGUUUUACUUAAAAGAAAACAAAGCUCCCGCCGCCGCCGUUAUCACGACGACCACCGUGCGAUACCCUAAAUUUCAACGUUGAUUCCACUUUGUCAAGUUUGUAUCUUUCCCACUUUGAUUCCGAUUUGUUAAAGAUUUGCAGAUUAAAAGUUUUCUUUUUGAAGAAAUCCAUGAGUGCCCAAAUGGAAGAACCAGAGACUCUCGGCAAAAGAAAAGAAUCUGAAAGUUCAAAACUUCGUUCUGAUGAAACUCCGACGCCAGAACCAAGAACGAAGCGUAGAAGUCUUAAACGUGCUUGUGUACAUGAAGUUGCUGUUCCUAAUGAUUACACACCAACGAAAGAAGAGACGAUUCAUGGGACGCUUGAUAAUCCUGUCUUCAAUGGAGACAUGGCCAAGACUUAUCCUUUUAAGCUUGACCCUUUUCAAAGUGUAUCUGUAGCUUGUUUAGAGAGAAAAGAAUCGAUUUUGGUAUCUGCUCAUACUUCAGCUGGUAAAACUGCUGUUGCUGAGUAUGCUAUUGCAAUGGCGUUUAGAGAUAAGCAGAGAGUUAUUUACACUUCUCCUUUGAAAGCUUUGAGUAAUCAGAAGUAUAGAGAGUUGCAACAUGAGUUUAAAGAUGUUGGUUUGAUGACUGGUGAUGUUACUCUUUCACCUAAUGCUAGUUGUUUGGUUAUGACUACUGAGAUCUUGAGAGCUAUGCUUUAUAGAGGAUCUGAAGUGUUAAAGGAGGUCGCUUGGGUUAUUUUUGAUGAGAUUCAUUAUAUGAAGGAUAGAGAAAGAGGAGUUGUUUGGGAAGAGAGUAUUAUUUUCCUGCCUCCUGCUAUUAAGAUGGUAUUCCUUUCUGCGACUAUGUCGAAUGCUACUGAAUUUGCGGAAUGGAUAUGUUAUUUGCACAAGCAGCCAUGUCAUGUUGUGUACACAGAUUUUAGGCCAACACCUCUGCAGCAUUAUGCUUUUCCUAUGGGUGGGGGUGGACUGUACCUUGUGGUUGAUGAUAAUGAGCAGUUUCGGGAGGAUAGUUUCGUUAAGAUGCAGGAUACUUUCCCCAAACCGAAAUCUAAUGAUGGGAAAAAGAGUGCGAAUGGCAAAUCUGGUGGUAGGGGUGCUAAAGGUGGAGGUGGCCCUGGUGAUUCUGAUGUUUACAAAAUUGUAAAGAUGAUCAUGGAGAGAAAAUUUGAACCAGUCAUUAUCUUCAGCUUCAGUAGAAGAGAGUGUGAACAGCAUGCAUUGUCAAUGUCAAAACUCGAUUUUAAUACAGAUGAAGAGAAAGAAGUUGUGGAACAGGUGUUUAAUAAUGCAAUGCAGUGCUUGAAUGAAGAGGAUAGAUCCUUACCUGCCAUUGAACUGAUGUUGCCACUGCUCCAACGUGGUAUUGCUGUCCAUCAUUCUGGUCUUCUUCCUGUCAUCAAGGAAUUAGUGGAGCUUCUUUUUCAGGAAGGACUUGUGAAAGCGCUUUUUGCCACAGAAACCUUUGCUAUGGGUUUGAAUAUGCCCGCCAAAACUGUAGUGUUUACUGCUGUUAAGAAGUGGGAUGGUGACAGCCAUCGUUACAUUGGGUCUGGUGAAUAUAUCCAGAUGAGCGGCAGGGCUGGACGUCGUGGAAAGGACGAGCGUGGCAUCUGCAUUAUUAUGAUUGAUGAACAGAUGGAGAUGAAUACACUCAGGGACAUGAUGUUGGGAAAACCAGCCCCUUUGCUUAGUACUUUUAGGCUGAGUUACUACACAAUUUUGAAUCUAUUGAGUCGUGCCGAAGGACAAUUUACUGCUGAGCAUGUUAUAAGGCACUCGUUCCAUCAAUUCCAGCAUGAAAAGGCUUUACCGGAUAUUGGGAAUAAGGUGUCCAAACUUGAAGAGGAAGCUGCCAUUCUUAACGCUUCUGGAGAGGCGGAGGUUGCUGAAUACCAUAAUCUACAAUUUGACAUUGCUAAACAUGAAAAGAAACUUAUGUCAGAAAUAAUUAGGCCUGAAAGGGUGCUUUGUUUUCUUGAUACUGGUCGGCUGGUUAAAAUAAGAGAAGGUGGAACGGAUUGGGGCUGGGGAGUUGUCGUUAAUGUUGUAAAAAAUUCUUCAGUUGGAACUGGUUCCGCCUCUUCACAUGGUGGCGGAUAUAUAGUGGAUACUCUACUUCAUUGCUCUACUGGUUUUAGUGAAAAUGGCGCAAAGCCAAAGCCAUGUCCUCCCCGUGCUGGGGAAAAGGGUGAAAUGCAUGUGGUUCCUGUUCAGCUACCCUUAAUUUCUGCUUUGAGCAGACUAAGGAUAUCAGUUCCUUCUGAUCUUCGGCCAGUGGAAGCAAGACAGAGUAUACUACUUGCAUUACAGGAGUUGUCAAGUCGCUUCCCUCUAGGGUUCCCAAAACUCCAUCCAGUCAAGGAUAUGAAUAUUCAAGACACAGAGAUAGUGGAUCUGGUCAGCCAAAUCGAAGAAGUUGAGCAGAAGUUACUUGCUCAUCCGAUGCACAAGUCUGAAGAUGAUCAACAAAUCAAGAGUUUCCAGAGGAAAGCGGAGGUGAAUUAUGAAAUUCAACAGCUAAAAUCGAAAAUGCGUGAUUCCCAGCUCCAAAAGUUUCGAGAUGAGCUUAAGAACCGAUCUCGGGUAUUAAAGAAACUUGGACACAUUGAUGCUGAUGGUGUCGUCCAGGUAAAGGGACGAGCUGCGUGCUUGAUAGACACAGGGGAUGAAUUGCUUGUCACUGAACUGAUGUUUAAUGGUACUUUUAAUGAUCUGGAUCAUCACCAAGUAGCAGCCCUUGCAAGCUGUUUCAUUCCUGUUGAUAAAUCAAACGAACAGGUAAAUUUAAGGAAUGAACUUACCAAACCAUUGCAGCAGCUCCAAGAUAGUGCACGGAAAAUAGCAGAGAUACAACAUGAAUGCAAACUGGAAAUUGACGUGGAAGAGUAUGUGGAAUCCACCAUCAGGCCUUUCCUGAUGGAUGUUAUCUACUCUUGGUCAAAGGGCGCAAGCUUUGCAGAGAUUAUACAAAUGACUGACAUAUUCGAAGGUAGUAUCAUCAGAAGUGCUAGAAGACUCGACGAGUUUUUGAACCAGCUUCGAGCUGCAGCAGAGGCAGUUGGUGAAAGCAGUUUAGAGAGCAAGUUUGCAGCUGCUAGCGAGAGCUUGCGACGAGGUAUUAUGUUUGCAAAUUCGCUUUACUUGUAAGUACUCUCUUGGAGAAUACAGCUUGCUGUAUUGGGUAACCAUGGGACACAGCAUGUUGAAACAUAACUUCAUAGAGAAAUGCUUGUUUGUACUUUCCUAUGUAUCUCGAAUCGCGACGAUAGCUCUUUGUUUGCCAACAAGUUAGAUAAUGAAGAAAUUUGCAGAGCUCAUAAGGUAUCUGAUUAUAUUCUAAUUUAACCAGCUUGAGGCUGGGAUAGCUUGGUGGUUUCAACAUAGUUGUUUUGCUUUUACUUCCAUGAAUUAGGCUUCAACAAAAUGAAUCAGAGAGAGUAUGAAAGUGAAGUAGAUAUCCAAAUAAGUUAUUCUCGUUGCAAAGCAUUUAAAAUAAAUCACGUAUAUUUUAUGAGGUCGUUUGUAUUCUGUAACAUCCCCGUUCACGAAAAAGAAUUGACCCAUAUAUUGCAAUUUUACCUUAAAAAUUUGAUAAAAUGCAAGAUGGUUAUAUUAAAGAAGUCGAAAAAAUAAUUAAUGACAAGUGAAUCCUCCUAUAGCGAAUAAUUAAUUACCUCACAACUCAAACGCUCUUGUGCUUCUAAUCCAGCGAGAUGGAAUCAAGACAAAAAUGCCUAGAUCCUCACACUUCUCCCGGAAACGAUGAUGUCGAAAAGACGACUUUGAAACGUCUCGGUAGAAACCUUUAAAUUAAGCAGAUCUCGAGAUCUCGAUCAGAUCUUUUGAGUCGAGACAAGGAGCGAUCACCAAUCUAACCGGGUCACACCGAACUCACACAAGCAUGGCAAGAGAUCAAACCAGAAAGACAGUAAGACAAAAUCCAGUAGUAAACAGAGAAGUACAAUCCGGCUACAACUAAACCUAAACGAUGACUCAACUAACGAUGUAUUAAAAACUUGUGGCCUCACUAUUAUUGGGCUUCAAAAAGAUUAACAGCCCAAUGUUAAAUUGAGCCCAGAUGGAGGAUUACUUUAGUUUUAUACUAUAUUAUGGAUAAAGGACAUGACAUCAUCAUCAGAAAACCACAAAGUCCCACCUUAUUUAACUGAAAUAUUAACCACUCCAACAACAAGCCACGUGUCAAACCUUUCUUCAUAUGAAGGAAAGAAUCCACCAUUCCAAAGCAGCAUGAAGCAUC